AUGGGAAAGAAGAGCUCUGUAUCACUCUGUAUCAAUCCUCUGUUUCUUGCUCAUAACCUUGAUUCUUACGACAAGAAUCGUCUUCUCGUCCUCUCUACUCUGGCUUCUAACGUCACGGCUCAAGACGGCUACUUCAACGGCUCGACCGGGGUAGGUCCCGACAGAGUCUACGCCAUGGGGAUGUGCGCUCCAGGUGCUGCACCCGGUGCUUGCUCAUCCUGUAUCAACGACGCAACCGGAAAUUUGCUACAGGGUCUGUCUGAACCAGACCAACGCAUUCAUAUGAUACUAUGCCAAGGAUGUAUCUCCGGUGCCGGUUUACGGGGACAUAUCGGUGUUGAUGCAUUGCACUCCAGAUGUUUCUUCAGAAGAUUGCAAACUUUGCUAGAGAGCAGCGUUGAUUACUAUAAGAGAUGGUACCCUGGGAAGAGAGGUGUGAUUAUAUUGCGGCCGAGUUGCUUUUUCCGGUGGGAACUGUAUCGUUUCUCUGGUGCUUUUGAUAGUGCUACUAACGCAACAUCACCUCCGCCUUCACCGCCGUCUUCUGUAACAAACCAGGCCAAUAUACAAUCAAGAAAGGCAAAUAAAAGAAUCUCUGGUGGAGUUGUGGCGGCAAUUGUUAUUGUUAUUGUGGUUGCAAUAAUAUUGAUUGCUUUAGGCAUAGUUAUUUUCAAGAGGAGAAAGCAAAACCAAGCAAAUACACUUCAGACUGAAUCUGUAAAACUUGAUCUAAAAACGAUUGAAGCUGCUACGAGCAACUUUGCUGAGAGUAACAAGCUUGGUGAAGGUGGAUUUGGUGACGUCUUCAAGGGUGUGCUCCCAGAUGGAACUGAAGUUGCUGUGAAGAGACUUUCGAAAACGUCAGGACAAGGUGAAACAGAGUUCAAGAACGAAGUUCUUGUCGUUGCAAAGCUUCAGCACAGAAAUCUUGUUAGGCUUCUUGGCUACUCACUGGAAGGAGAAGAGAAGUUACUCGUCUAUGAGUUUGUGUCCAACAAAAGCCUUGAUUAUUUCUUAUUCGACUCUAUGAAAAGAGCUCAGCUAGACUGGACAGUGCGACACAAAAUCAUCAAUGGGAUUACUCGAGGGAUUCUAUAUCUUCAUCAAGAUUCACGGCUCACAAUCAUACACCGUGACCUUAAAGCGAGUAACAUUCUCUUAGAUGCAAAAAUGAACCCCAAGAUCUCUGAUUUUGGAAUGGCAAGGAUAUUUGAAAUGGACCAAGGUGGCGCCAAUACAAGGAGAGUGGUUGGAACCUUCGGUUACAUGUCUCCUGAGUAUGUGAAUCAUGGCGAAUUCUCGACUAAAUCAGAUGUUUAUAGCUUUGGAGUAUUGAUACUUGAGAUCAUUAGCGGCAAAAAGAACAGCAGCUUCCACCGCAUGGAUGGUUCUGUUAACAACUUAGUCACUUAUGUUUGGAAACUAUGGAAGAAAAAUUCAUUGCAUGAACUCACAGAUCCGAGCAUACAAGAAGAAUGUAUCGGAGACGACAGUAAAAAGGAUGAAGUCAUUAGGUGUAUCCAUAUCGGACUACUAUGCGUUCAAGAAAACCCUACAGAUCGUCCAGCAAUGUCGGAAAUUCACCAGAUGCUCACAAACAGUUCACUUAGUCUGCAUGCACCUAAGCCACCUGGAUUUUUCUUCCCGAACGGACCAGGAGCAAACUCAUUAGCUCAAGAGUCGGGAUCGAGCCAAUUUACCAGCAAGUCUUUUACUUGUUCGGUAGAUGAUGUAACAAUCACCAGUGUUAAUCCUCGUUGA
This is a messenger RNA of Microthlaspi erraticum, 1761 nucleotides long. The record is from the annotation of a GenBank genome assembly. Lineage: Eukaryota; Viridiplantae; Streptophyta; Magnoliopsida; Brassicales; Brassicaceae.